AUGCAUUUCUCCAAGCUACUCCCUUGUAUCAUUGCUUUUUCUACUCCGGUUUUUUCACAGGGUGAAAUUCUUUGGGCCAAAUUUUGCACUGAGAAGAAUAUGCAAGGUCAUAGCUUUGACCUCGGUGCCAACGACGUCGGUCGUCGCUGUGUCACGCUUCAAGGCGCAGUGUAUCGCAAUGUGAAGUCGAUAAAGACACCCAAAGCCGAGCCCAUUGUCCCUCCACAUUUGGAAGUCCGAUGCAGCCUAUACUCACAAGUGUUUUGA
Messenger RNA from Trichoderma gamsii, 267 nucleotides. RefSeq lists its product as hypothetical. Bases 1 to 267 code for a protein of 88 amino acids. Lineage: Eukaryota; Fungi; Ascomycota; Sordariomycetes; Hypocreales; Hypocreaceae. The record is from RefSeq and is a predicted model, not a curated record. The transcript has 4 exons.